AGAAAGAGAGGGACGGGGUUUUAAAAUUACCGUCUAUUAUCGGUAAACCCUCCUCCUAUCCACCGGCUGGUCCGGUUUUGUGGUCAAUAAUUAUAAAGAUAAUAUCAUAUAUGGGGGUUUAAGCACUCUCUUUUAUUUAAUUUCUUUUUCAUAUGGUGCUUUUCUCAUUGUGAUUUUUCUUUAAAGGGUUUUUGUAUAAUUAUUUGUUCUUCAAUUCCCAUAUACCAUAUAUAAUUUGAGAUUUGUUUGGGGUUCUCCGAUCUUUGUUUUUAUCAGGAAUCUGUACAAGUAAUUUUCUCGGGAAAAUUUUCAUUUUCUUUUCUUGAUUUUUUUUUUGUAUAUAUAUAUGUAUGUAUAUUGGGUUUUAAGAAACUGAAGAUCGUUUCCAUUUAUACAAAAGGUGAGUUUAUUUUCUUAUUGCAUCAUUAAUGAAUUGUUGGUUUUUUUUUUUUUGAGGGGGAGGGGGUUGAAUUAUGCUUAAUUAUGAAGCUUGUUGGCUUUUAAUUAAGUGAAUUUUGAUUCUUGUUGUGAUUUGGAUCGAGAUCUGAUCUGGGUUUUUUUUUUUUUUUUGGUUCGGAGAUGUUGAUCAUGGCAAAUAUAAAAUUUCUGUGAAUUUGUAAUUAUACAUGCCUGUCAGCCUUAAAUAUGGUGUUUAAGAAGAGAUUAGAUUAUGGAUUUAAUACCUUCAACGUCCCAGAUGUGCCCCGUGCCCCUCGAUCUAUUCGGAGGAGGUGUAGGAGUAAGCGGGUAGUCGAGGACAGUCAGAUUUGUGCAUUCGAAUUGUUAGCUUCUUUAGCCGGGAAACUAUUGCAGGAGAGCGAAAGUUCGGCUUCUAGCAAUGCAUCAGAAGGACAUGAUCGUGUUUCCAUAGGUAAAGAUGUCGUUAAACAGGAAAUUCAGUAUGAUGAUGAUGAAAAACCAUUGAAAGUUGAAUGUUUUGAGCAAGGAAGCUGUGACACGAGUGCUGUUGCUUCUGAGUCGACUAAUGAAAACAGUGAUGAUUUGAAGGAAUUUAAACCUGCUGAUUCCGUUUUGGAUCGCGCUUCAAUUAAGACACGGCCUGCUUGUUUGGAGCAAAUGAGUGGCGAUUUGAAGUCUGUAAUUCGCAAAGGCAAUGUAGCAUAUGGGAAUUUUCAUGAUGAUGGGGAUCUAUGCUCUCCUGAUCUCGGGGAGUUAUGUGAUGGUAAAAGCGAGAAUGGGUUUAAACUAGAGCGGGAUGCUAAGGGUUUAGAGACCGGGAAAUCUAGCAUUGCUAAUACUUGCCCCUCAAAAGAUCCAGUUGCAUUGCCUAUGACAUAUUCGGCUCCUGUUAAUUCUAAACGAGAUGUUAAAUUGCCGUCUCGUGGGGACCGUAUUCCUAAUGCUUCUUUUUCAAGACAUAGGAAUGAUAUUAAGUUAGGUAGUAGAGAUGAUGAUGAAAACUUUUCUAGGUUCAAUAGACUUAGCUACAGGUUUAAGGCUUCUAGGCCUCCGACACGUAUCGGAGACCGAAGGAUAAGGAAGUUGCUGACAUCCAAAUAUUGGAAAGUAGCUCCGAAGUUGAAGGAUUUCGAACAUUCUAAAGCCGAUGGAGGAAUAAGGCCUCUUUAUCGCAAGCGGAAGUCCUACUAUAACUAUGACAGAUGUCAAUACGAAACACACUACAAAAGAAGAAAGUUCUUUGACCGUAGCUCGAUAGUAAAUUCUGAUGGAGGAAUCAGUAGUGAAAGUGUUUGUAAUUCACCCGAAAAGGUUGCUGAUGGAGAUAAGGGUAGUUCCGCGGCAAUGUCACAUGGAGCAUGUGGGAUACCCCCCUUGCUUACAGGUAACAAAGCAUCUCACCAGUCCAAGGAUUCUCAUGUGAAAUUCAGCAUUAAGUCCUUUAGAAUUCCGGAACUUUAUAUCGAGGUGCCAGAAAGUGCAACUGUCGGUUCACUGAAGAGGACGGUAAUGGAGGCAGUGACUGCCUUACUUGGAGGUGGAAUUCGUGUUGGGGUACUACUUCAAGGGAAGAAGGUUCGAGAUGACAGCCGAACUUUAUCGCAGACUGGUAUUUCCUGCGAAGAAAAUCUGGAUUCUCUUGGUUUCACUUUGGAGCCUGGUCCUGCGAAAGCUCCUCCGCCAGUGUGCUCGGAAGAACCACCUCUUCUGAUGUCAUGUGAAAAAGGCCCUCAACAACUAACAAGCCUUCCAGCCACUCCGGUUGCAGAUACAGCGAUUCCCGAUGCCACACCUGACCCACUGUUACUAACCGAUACAGCACAUCCUGUGGAUAGUAAUCAUGAACCGGUUUCCUCCCAAACUGACGUUCUAACUGAUCAAAGUCUAUCGGAGUCUAGAGCUAUAGUUCCUGUUCCAGCAAUGAAUGUCGAGGCACUAGCUGUCAUCCCUGCCAGCCCAAAAGUCCGAAAAACCGAACUUGCACAGCGUCGAACUAGGAGGCCGUUUUCAGUUUUAGAAGUAGAAGCAUUGGUACAGGCAGUUGAGGAGCUUGGUACGGGGAGGUGGCGUGAUAUCAAACUGCGAGCUUUUGAGAAUGCCGAUCACCGAACUUACGUGGAUUUGAAGGAUAAAUGGAAAACAUUGGUUCACACGGCGAAAAUUUCCCCACAGCAAAGACGAGGGGAGCCAGUACCACAGGAACUGUUGGACAGGGUAUUAGCUGCUCAUGCAUACUGGUCUCAGCAUCAAGCUAAACAACAAGGCAAGCAACAACCCGGAACUUUGAUGAUCACUGACACCGAACCCGACAGAAACAGACUUGCAACAGUCCCAACCGUUCCGAUGUAAAAAGGUAAACCAUUGACCAAGAACAAGAAGAAAAAGAAAAAAAUAUGUACAAAUUUGAUUGACAUUGUUAUGUAAUAUUCCUCACACUACUCACUUGAUUCAUUUCCCAGCCAUUGACAUUUUGUAAAUGAAUUCGACGAAAAAAAAUAAGAUCGGUCUAACCGGAAUUUUUACGGGUA
Molecule: messenger RNA, 2948 nt
Organism: Gossypium arboreum
Lineage: Eukaryota; Viridiplantae; Streptophyta; Magnoliopsida; Malvales; Malvaceae
Product: telomere repeat-binding protein 3-like
Exons: 10
Coding region: 646-2769 (707 amino acids)
Molecular function (GO): protein binding
Source: RefSeq, a predicted model, not a curated record